AUGUCAUGGAAUUCAUCUUGCAAUUUCUGCAAUUGCCACUUGGAUAAAGUGAGUUGCUCCAAAACUGAAUGCCCAUUUUUAUCAUGUGAAUCGAAGGAAGUUCCUUUGCUGGGGAUUGGAGAUUGUUGUCCUAAAUGCUCAAUUUUUAAAAAAACUUGCAGUGAGGACUCAUCACAUCACAUUCAUGGAACUGUAUGGUCUUCUGAUUCAAAUUGCAUUUUGUAUCAAUGCCAAGAUGGUUUUUCAGUGCCUUUCGUUAUGGAAUGCCCAUCUCUAGUGUGCUCAAAGGAUGAAUUUAUUUACCAGCUCGAUAAUGAAUGCUGUCCCAGAUGCAUUUCUCCUGCUUGUUUUAAUGAAGGCACCACACAGAUUCUGAAAGCUUUUGACAUUAAAAGCGAUUGCUUUUAUUCAAAUACCAAUAUUUCGAGACAAUGUGCCUUGAAGUCUGAUCACAGAGAAGUAUCAAAUAUUUUCUGGAAAGACCCUUGUACUCUCUGUACAAGUGAUUAUCAUAAUAGUAUGCACUGCUACUCACCAAAGUGUCCAGCCUGUGGAUCUCAAAGUGUCAAUUUUCCAUAUAAAAUGUGCUGUCCUUGCCCAAAACAAUCUUGUGCAAAGGGCUGCGUUGACUGCUUGACAAAUCGUCCUGAUUAUUGCACUGUAUGUGAGAGCAGAGAGCAAGUUAUUCAUAAUGGAAAGUGCAUCGACAAUUGUCCUAUGGGAUAUUUCAAAAAUGAGCGUAAUCAUUGUAAAAGUUGUUCAUCCUCAUGCAAAACAUGCUUUGGAAACAUGACAACACAAUGUUUUAGCUGUAAAAAGGGAUUUUAUUUUCAAAAAGGACACUGCAUACAAAAAUGUGAUAUUAACUAUUAUAUUUCAGGAGGCAAUUGUACUGAAUGUCAUAAAUCUUGUGAAAGUUGCACUGGUCCAAGUGAAAAUGAUUGUGUCAGUUGUGCCCUAGAAGGUCAACUAUUGCAGGAUGGACGUUGUGUUGAUAGUUGCUCUGGACACUUUUAUGUAGCAGAUAACUACUGCUUACCAUGUAAUGAAAGCUGUGCAAGGUGCUUAAAAGAUGGAACGUGCCAAUAUUGUGAAAAGAAUUUCUAUCUUGAAGAUGGUGUAUGCCUCCAAGAAUGCAGUGCGGGUUAUUAUAAAUAUUUAGAUGCAUAUUGUCUUCCUUGUCAUGAGGAAUGUCAGCAAUGUUUUGGACCGCUUUCAUUCCAGUGUACUAGCUGCCCGUUUACAUUAUACCUUCUUCAUAAUUCUUGUGUUUGGGAUUGUGGACAAGGAUAUUAUGGAGAUCUUGGAGCGGGUGUUUGUCGCACUUGCCAUCCUGAUUGUCGUGCAUGUUUAGGUGCUUCAAAUGAUAAGUGUUUAUCAUGUACAGAUGGCUAUUUACUACCUUAUGUAGGUACACAUUUUGGAAAAUGUGUUCAAAAGUGUCCUGCCCGGUACUUUUUAUCUGACUUUGGUACAUGUGAAGGUAGUGAAAGUUUCAGGCAUCAAAAAAUGAAAAUUCAAGAAUUGAAAUUUAACAUGCAAAAUAUUGACAGCUGUUAUGACAUCCAGAGACUGCAGUUUGGUCCCUGUUGUGGACUUAUCAGUCUGGAACAGUCAAUAACCAAGCUGGAGGCGGAUGUUCUCUCAUUGAAACUGAGUUACCAUCAAGCUGAUGAAUAUAUUACAGGGAACACAGAAAAUCCCAUCCUAACUCCGAGGAAUAUUCUCAGGCUUCCAGUUGGAGGAUCUAUUUAUAUUUCAGAAUCAUUCCUAAAUGCUUCUGAUCCUGAUUCUGACUCUUUGUAUAUCUUAGCUACUGAAAUACCGAAAAAUGGAUUUUUAUUAAGAGUUACAAGUCAAGGAGAAGAGCAAAUUUUGAAACCAGGAGAUAACUUUACUUCAGUAGAACUUUCUGAUGGUCAAAUAUUUUUCAAGCAUAUAUCUGGAAUCCCUUUGAAAGGUCCUCUUACUUUAAAAGUGACUGAUGGCUUUUUGAUAGGAAAUGAAAUUAAUUUUGAAGUUCAAGUUACUUCUGAUUUUCCUCCUCAAAUUAUACAAUUAAGAAACAUAAUUGUAUUUGAAAAUGCACAUGUAACUAUUAAUUCUUCUUUUAUUUACCUGGAUGAUAAAGACAAUAUUCAAGACAUUACUUUACAUGUGGUACAAAAGCCUUGUUAUGGAUCCUUAAUUUUACUGCCUACGGACAAAGAAGUUGAUGUUGUAAGUCAUGAAGACUUUCUCCAGAAUAAAUUUGCUUUUAAAUCUUCCAAACAUUCGUCAAUUUAUGAGGAUAACUUCAUUGUGCAAGCUUUUGAUGGCUAUAACUCGAAAAUAAUCGAAGUUAAGCUCUUCAUUUUACCUCAGUUAAACUUCCCUUGCAAUGUUGAUACAAAAUGUUGUGUAGAUUUACUAUUGGUUAGUGUUACUUCAUCUAUUGUGCAAUUUUUGAGAAGUAAUAGUGAUGAAAAUGGAAAUGCCUUUGUUUUAAACUCUGAUGUAGUCGGUUUUACUCAAGAUGAUAUUGACAACCGAAGAAUUUCUGUAAAAUAUCUAGAAAAUGUUGCUUCUAGUAUGGAUCUGCCUUUUAGGGUGUCAAAUCGAAAUUCAAAUGAUGAAAUUGAUGUACUGUUUAAAAUGCAUUUCCUAGAGCCACAGCUUCCUAUUCCUAAUUCAUUGCACCCAAAUGAAUAUGGCAUUAUGGUUCUUCAGAAUCACCCAGCUAUCAUCACUCCAGAUCAUUUGCGAACUGAAUCUAGUGGAACAUUUCCUGACGAUGUUAUAUAUGUAAUCAUCAGAAAAUUACUCAAAGAUGAGGGAGUUUUAGAAAAUCUGGACAAUCCAGGUCAUCAACUUCAAUCCUUUACUCAGCAAGACGUUGAUAAAAUGAAAAUAGUCUAUCACCCUCCUCCUUAUCUUGAUUCCAUAGAAACACAGUUUAUAUUUCAAUUUUUUGUUAUAGAUGCUAAGAGAAAUGCUCGACUAUCACCUUUGCAAAAUUUCACUAUUACUGUUCGACCAUCCUCAACUGAUUUAACAUCUCCCGCUUCUUCCAUUGAUCAUGAAGUUACAGUUCUUCUUAGUCAAGGUGAAACAGUGGAACUUGGUACCAAUUGGCUAUCUACUGCAGGUCAUGAAAUUCCUGAAGAUCAGCUGGAAGUAGUUCUAAGCAAUGCUCCUUUGCAUGGAAUGCUGAUCCAGAAACAGAAUGGAGUAGAAAUUGAAAUUUUUGAGGAUGAUGGAUUUUCAUUUACCUCAAUCAUUAAUGAUGCUUAUUACAAGCAUGAUGGAUCUGACCAACUUAAAGAUUCUGCUGUAUUCAAAGUAAUGGGAGGACCAUAUUCAUCUCUGAACAAAGUUAAUUUUAUCAUAUCACGGUAUGACAAAGAAAGCCCUGUUAUUUUAGAUUCUACUGGUUUGAUGGGAUCUGUCACUGCAGGUGAAAUUUUAGAUCUUCAUAGGUAUCAUCUUGCUUACACAGACUUAAUUUCUGGAGAUGCAGAUAUUGUGUUUACUUUGCUUAACGAACCCAAAUAUGGCAAGCUGGAAAGAGGCGAAACUGGUAUUUAUCGGGUUUUAAAAUCAAAAGAUACUUUCACUCAGCAGGACAUAAAUGAUCUCCUUAUCAGGUACAAUGCUGACAUUGAAAUUGGCGAUGACACUGUGAGAGACUUUCUUUAUUUUGAUGUAGCAGAUGGCAGUGGAAAUGUGCAAGCAAAUCAAGUUCUGACUAUGAAAGUAAAACCAAAAAUUAAAGAACCUCCUAUUGUAAAAGUUACAGCUGAUAUUCAGGUUGAUGAAGGUGGGGGUGCAGUCAUAGAACCACAUAUAAUUACUGUAUUUGAUCCAGACUCUCCUUUGUCAGAUCUUGUAGUUGUUGUUGAAAGACAACCUGAGUAUGGAUAUUUAGAAAAUUCAAAACCUAUUCCAGGUUUAGAACUUUCAUUAAGUGGAAUUCCAAUUUCCGUUUUUCCAUACAUUGAUUUAGUAGAAGGCUAUAUAAAAUACAUUCAGCUAAGUCACCUUGGUGUUGAACCGGAGAAGGAUACAAUUCUGAUCCAUAUUACUGAUGGACAUUUGUUAUCUGAAACGCAUUUAGUUAAUAUUAUUAUAAAACCUGUGAAUGACGAAACACCUCAUUUAUUUACUGAUACUUUAACUGUGCAUCAAGGUGGUUAUGCUAAAGUACUGAAUUCGACUAUAUUCGUUUUGGAUGCAGACACAAGUCCUAACAAUUUACUAAUUCAAUUCAAUAAUCUCACUCGAAUGGGUUCGCUCAGAAAGCUGCGAGACAAUUCAUAUAAUUUUCUUCAUAGCAGAAGAUUUACUGAAGAAGACUCAUUUACAUUCCAGGAUGUACUUGACGGCCUUGUGAUGUAUGUCCAUGAGUCAGCAUCAUCAAGCAAUGAUUCAUUUACUAUUACAGUUAGUGAUGGUUUUCAUAUUGAUACAUCUACUGUAGAAAUUGUCAUUAUUGUUAAAGAUAGAGAAGCACCAUUUUUACUUCGUAAUUUGGGAUUAGAAUUAGUGUCUGGAAACUCAAGCACUAUUACUAUAACAAACUUACAUGCUACUGACAUGGAUAGCCCAGACGAGUCCUUAAUUUAUACUGUUACUAAUGGUCCAACGUCAGGUUUAUUGAUGCUGCUGAAGAAUGAUGUUCUGGAAACUGUUUCAACAAUUGAAAUUGAUGGCGUAAAACGUAAUCAGUUCACUCAAAUGGAUAUAAAUGAAGGGAAUUUACUAUUUCACCAUUCCAUUUCUGAUCCUAUUGGAACUCAUUAUUUUAAAUUUAACAUUCAUGAUCUAGCAAAUAAUGCUUUGAUGGAUCAAACAUUUUUUAUUACUAUAUCAGAGGACAUAUUUCCACCCAUGAUAACGAAAAAUGCUGGUUUAACUGUUCCUGAAAAUAAAUUUGCUUGCAUUACACCAGAAACCUUAAAUGCAGUGGAUGAGCAUGUGAAAUCUUCAAACAUAAUUUUCAAUGUUACAUCUGCUCCCAACCUUGGUUUUCUGCAAAAAAAGUCUCACAGAAAUUUGCAAAAUUUUACAAUGUCAGAUAUUUUUUCUGGAAUCGUUUGUUAUAUGCACACUGCUCAAACAAAUGAAGCUCUAGAUAGCUUUACUUUUACUGUAUCUGAUGGAAAAAAUCAUAUCCCGCGAAAUCAGUACCCAGAACUACCACCUCUGGCAGCAAUAACAGCGCUUAUACGCCUGGGCAUUGAGUCAUACAGAGAUUGGAUGGCAUGUACAGGUACAGACACCCAUGCAGCUUCAAAACGAUGCCACAGUUCAUCGACCGUAGUGGCUGGCGUGAGCUGA
Uloborus diversus is the source of this 5319-nucleotide messenger RNA. Its product is annotated as extracellular matrix organizing protein FRAS1-like. The transcript is spliced from 30 exons. The coding region runs from base 1 to 5319 and encodes 1772 amino acids. The record is from RefSeq and is a predicted model, not a curated record. Gene Ontology annotation, molecular function: protein binding. NCBI's taxonomy places the organism in Eukaryota, Metazoa, Arthropoda, Arachnida, Araneae, Uloboridae.